AUACUUAUCUAUCAUAAAAUAAAAUUUGAGAGUAAAAGAAAAACAAUUGCGAGCAAGUUGGAGAGGCAGCUCAGUAUCGGCAAACGCAACGCUGCAAAGGGUGGAGGCAGCUCAGUAACCCAACCUAUCUUGUUUGUUUCUCUUCUUCUCAAUUUCAGAGAUAAUAAUGGAUCCCGCAGAACGUAGGUACUUGGAGGACGAGGAUUCCUCACUCAUGAAAACUUUUAAGGGUGCAACCACUGGUUUAGCUGCUGGCACUAUCUGGGGUACUGUAGUUGCCACCUGGUAUGAUGUUCCUCGUGUGGAGAGAAGUAUUGCUCUUCCUGGGCUGUUAAGAACUUUCAAGAUGAUGGGCAGCUAUGGAGCCACCUUUGCUGCCAUUGGAGGAGUCUACAUAGGUGUGGAACAGUUGGUUCAGAACUAUAGGAUGAAGAGGGAUCUUGUAAACGGUGCUGUUGGUGGAUUUGUUGCUGGUGCAACUAUUCUGGGUUACCGAGGAAGGAGCAUCUCAACCGCAAUUUCUGCCGGAUCAGCAUUGGCAUUCACAUCUGCAGUCCUUGAUUUUGGCGGCCAGACAUUAAAACAUGAUGAGGGGAGGGAGUAUGCUGCGUUAACUACAAAGAAAAGAUCCAGUAACGAUGCAUAAUUAUUAAUUAAUACACCUUUAUGACCAAAGACAUUUUUCAAGUUGAUUGGAGAGAGUGAAUCACUCUUUGUUGAGCCAGUUGUUUGUUGAGUUGGAAUUACAUAGUACGAUGUCAUUCCAUAUUUUCUUUUGUAAGUUGUUGCUGAACUGGUUGAAUUCAAAUAAAUGUACUACUGUGUUAAUUUCGUACUGGUAGAACUAGGGGUUGAACUCAAAUAAAUGUACUAUUAUGUGUUAAUUCCUUAUAUUACCAAAUAGUCAACAUUCUUCCUUGGGCUGAA
Messenger RNA from Trifolium pratense (red clover), 927 nucleotides. RefSeq names its product outer envelope pore protein 16-3, chloroplastic/mitochondrial. NCBI's taxonomy places the organism in Eukaryota, Viridiplantae, Streptophyta, Magnoliopsida, Fabales, Fabaceae. The record is from RefSeq and is a predicted model, not a curated record. The coding region runs from base 167 to 646 and encodes 159 amino acids. Gene Ontology annotation, biological process: protein insertion into mitochondrial inner membrane. Gene Ontology annotation, molecular function: transmembrane protein transporter activity. Gene Ontology annotation, cellular component: TIM22 mitochondrial import inner membrane insertion complex. The transcript has 3 exons.